AUGAAAUCUUAGAAUGUUACUGUUAAUAAUAGCUAUUUUAAAGGCAAUAAAGCACAAAAUGGAGGAGCUAUAUAUUUUAAAGAUAUUCAAUAAACAAUUAAUUUUAAAACAUGCUAAUUUGAAUAGAAUACUGCCUUAAGUAGUGGCGGAGCUUUGUACUUUGAAAACAUACCAUCAUGCAAAGUAAUCUUUGACUUGGAUACAAAUAUCAUAAAUAAUAGAGCUUUAAUUGGAGGUGGAUUAAGGAUUGUUUAGACUGACGAAAAUCAGAUUCAGUUACCUUAUGGCUUUCCUUUUAUACAUAAUGUGUAUUAAAAUUUAGCUGAUAUAUAUGGAAAUGAUAGCACAUCAUAUCUAUAAAAUAUUAUACUUUCAAAUAAUAAUUAAUAAAAUAGCUAUUUUUUCACAUUUUAUGAAAACUAAACUAAUAUUCUACCCAAGGAGCUUGAGUAAAGCUUUUCAAGAUUAGCUGAAAUAAAAGAAUUUCGAAGUGGUGGGUUCAUAUAUUUUAAGGUGUAUAUAAUUGAUAACUAGAAUAGAUAUCUGAGUUUCUCAAAAGAGAUGCUGGUAAAUAGUGAAUACCCUAUAGAAAUAGAAUCUGAGCUAAAAAGCAUUUAAGUUUCAAUUUAUGGACUUUAAUCCAAUUAAAGCUUAAUAAAUGGGCAACAAAUAAUAAAUUAUUACUAGUAUAAUUCAUAAAGUUUAGCUUUUGAGUUUAGUGAUUUGUAAAUAAUUGGAUCUAGUAAUGAGUUAUUCUUUUCUGUUAAUUCAACAAUUUAUACCAGUUCUAUUGUUAAAUAACCAAUUCUCUUAUCAAUUAGUUUCAGAAAUUGUAUUGCAGGUGAGGUUAUUUAACAUAUAAAUGAUUAAAUUUAUUAAUGCAAUUAAUGCUAGGAAGGUACUUAUCAAAUAAAUGACCCACUCUAACUUUAUAAUGAUUCUAUAAAAGGAAGAAGUGAUGUAAAUCGAUGUAUAAAUUGUCCUUAAUCUGCUAUCAAGUGUGAAGGAAAUAAAAUAUCUUUAAAAAAUGGAUUCUGGAGAAAAAGCAACUAUACAGAUGAAAUUAUAGAGUGUGAUCCUAUUGUAAACUCGUGUUAAGCACAAAAUCCUCUUAAUAUAAAUUAUUGCUCAACUGGCUACUUGGGCCCUAUUUGUGGGCAAUGCGAUAUUUUAGGUGAAAUUUGGAAAGGUUCACGCUACUCAGAAUCUAUUUCCAAAGGAGUUUGCUAAAUAUGUGGCCCUAAGCUCAAUUAAUGGAUUUACUUGGUUUUAAAAAUAAUAUUUUUUGAAGCAUACUUCUUGAAUGUUUUAGAUAUUUUUAUUAAAAAAUUUAAUUAUACUUAAACUUGUUAUUAUUUGAGAAAAUUGAAAGUAAUUCCAAUCAGUAGUAACAGCAUAUAAGACUAUUCUGGAUUUUACAUAAAAAUAAUUCUAAACUACUAUCAAAUAUCGUCUAUUCUAAUUUAACAACCAAAAGUUAUUUCAAUUAAUUUUAAUUUCUUGAGUGAGAUAUUUGGAUCUGGUGAUAGAUAACUUUAAUUGGGAAUUGAUUGUCUUAUUAGCGAAGUUAACUUUAAGCAAGUAUCAUUUAAAGCAUACAUUAAAUGGAAAUUAGUCUACAAAAUUGGAAAUUAAAUUGGUGUAAUGGGUGCAUUAAACUUAGGUUCUGGCUUAGCAAAGUGCAUUAAUCUCUCCAAUUUGGCACUUGAGCUUUGUUUCAAUAAAAUUGGUGCAAUGGGUGCAUCAGGCUUAGGUUCUGUUUUAGCAAAUUGCAUUAAUCUCUCACAUUUGUCACUUGAUCUUCGUUGCAGUUAAAUUGGUGAUAAAGGAGCAUCAUGCAUAGGUUUUGGCUUAGCAAAUUGCAUUAAUCUCUCAAAUUUGACACUUGAGCUUAUAAACAAUUAAAUUUCUGGAAUGGGUAUAUUAUACUUAGAUUCUGGUUUAGCAAAUUGCAUUAAUCUCUCAAAUUUGACACUUGAUCUUCGUCGUAAUUAAACUAGUCAUCUAGGAGCAUCAUGCUUAGGUCGUGGUUUAGCAAAUUACAAUAAUCUCUCAAAUUUGACACUUAAACUUAAGUUAAAUUAAAUUGAUUAUUAAGGUACAUCAGUCUUAGGUUCUGCUUUAGCAAAUUGCACUAAUCUCUCAAAUUUGACACUUGAUCUUCGAAACAGUUAAAUUGAUGCAAUCAGUGCAUCAAACUUAGUUUCUGCUUUAGCAAAUUGUUCUAAUCUCUCGAAUUUGACACUUUAUCUUUCUAACAAUUAAAUUGAUGCUAUCGGUACAUCAGGCUUAGGUUCUGCUUUAUCAAAUUGCAGUAAUCUCUCAAAUUUGGCACUUUAUCUUGGUUUAAAUUAAAUUGGCAAUUAAGGUACAUCAGCCUUAGGUUCUGCUUUAGCAAAUUGUACUAAUCUCUCAAAUUUAACACUUGAUCUUAGGUUAAAUUAAAUAGGUGCAAUGGGUGCAUCAGACUUAGGUUCUGGUUUAGGAAAUUGCAUUAAUCUCUCAAAUUUGACACUUUAUCUUUAUAACAAUUUAAUUAGUGCAAUUGGUGCAUCAGGCUUAGGUUCUGGUUUAGCAAAUUGCACUAAUCUCUCAAAUUUAGCACUUGAUCUUAGUUACAAUUAAAUUGGUGAUUAAGGUGCAUUAGGCUUAAGCUCAGCAUUAGCAAAUUGCACUAAUCUCUCAAAAUUGACACUUUAUCUUUAGUUAAAUUAAAUUGGUGUAAUAGGUGCAUCAGACUUAGGUUCUGCUUUAGCAAAUUGCAUUAAUCUCUCAAAUUUGGAACUUUAUCUUUAACAAGUAAGUGCUGAAAAAAGAUGA
Messenger RNA from Tetrahymena thermophila SB210, 2820 nucleotides. Its product is annotated as transmembrane protein, putative. The record is from RefSeq and is a predicted model, not a curated record. Gene Ontology annotation, cellular component: nucleus; perinuclear region of cytoplasm; cytosol. NCBI's taxonomy places the organism in Eukaryota, Ciliophora, Oligohymenophorea, Hymenostomatida, Tetrahymenidae. The transcript is spliced from 16 exons. Gene Ontology annotation, biological process: nucleocytoplasmic transport; activation of GTPase activity. Gene Ontology annotation, molecular function: GTPase activator activity; small GTPase binding.